UGAGCUUGCCGCCGUCGACGGCUACCAUCCCCAUUGUGAAUAAAAUUACCCAGGUUAAAAAAAUAUACAGAAUUUAAAAUUUCGUAAAGUGUGUAAUUUGAUUAUUUGAAAAUGAAUUUGAUUGUGGCCACAAUGAGUUUCGUGAARGCAAGUAGCCACCAAACUGCAAACAUCACUCUCACCGCUGUCAGCUGGUUACUGCUGGGGUUUGGAUUGAUCAUUUCAUUGCCAGUUUGCACAGCUGGCCCGCAUGAGAAGCGCCUUCUUCACGCCCUGCUCGACAACUACAACAGUCUGGAGCGACCUGUCGUCAACGAAUCCGAUCCACUGCAGCUGAGCUUCGGGCUGACGCUAAUGCAAAUCAUCGAUGUGGAUGAGAAGAAUCAAUUGCUAAUAACAAAUAUUUGGCUCAAAUUGGAAUGGAAUGAUAUGAACCUGCGCUGGAACUCAAGCGAGUAUGGCGGUGUACGUGAUCUCCGAAUUCCUCCGCACAGACUUUGGAAACCGGAUGUGCUCAUGUACAAUAGCGCCGAUGAGGGUUUCGACGGCACCUACGCCACUAAUGUUGUGGUACGAAAUAACGGCUCGUGUCUGUACGUGCCGCCCGGCAUUUUUAAAUCCACCUGCAAAAUCGACAUCACGUGGUUCCCAUUCGACGAUCAGCGCUGUGAAAUGAAAUUCGGCUCUUGGACGUAUGAUGGCUUUCAGCUGGAUUUGCAAUUGCAGGAUGAAGCUGGCGGCGACAUCUCAAGCUUCAUAACGAAUGGCGAAUGGGACUUGCUAGGCGUGCCCGGUAAACGAAAUGAAAUCUACUAUAAUUGCUGCCCAGAACCUUAUAUUGACAUAACGUUCGCCAUUUUAAUACGACGGAAAACUUUGUACUAUUUUUUUAACUUAAUUGUGCCGUGCGUACUGAUAGCCUCAAUGGCACUGCUAGGGUUCACACUGCCCCCCGAUUCUGGUGAGAAGCUCUCGCUCGGAGUUACAAUUCUACUAUCGCUAACAGUCUUCCUCAAUAUGGUGGCCGAAACGAUGCCAGCGACCUCAGAUGCAGUGCCGCUCCUAGGAACUUAUUUCAAUUGCAUUAUGUUUAUGGUGGCCUCAUCAGUUGUGUCAACCAUACUUAUCCUCAAUUAUCAUCAUAGAAAUCCAGAUACGCAUGAAAUGAGUGAAUGGAUAAGAGUAAUAUUCCUUUAUUGGUUACCUUGCAUAUUGCGGAUGCAAAGGCCGGGACAGGUCGGCUAUGARUGCCCACCGCCGCCGUCGUCAUCGAGCUCCUCCAAUGCCGGCGAUAAAAAGCACCAGAUGCAGAACGUCGAACUGAAAGAAAGCAGAUCAUCGAAAUCAUUACUCGCCAAUGUUCUGGACAUCGACGACGACUUCCGUUGUAACCAUCGCUGCGCCAGCGCCACGUUGCCCCAUCAACCGACUUACUAUCGCGCCAUGUAUAGGCAAGGCGAUGACGGCAGCGUCGGUCCGGUGGGUCCCGUCGGCCCUGUCGGCCCAGUGGGCGAUGCGCGGAUGCACGAAGCCAUGUCGCACACCUGCCUCAGCUCAUCUGCCGAGUAUGAAUUGGCGCUUAUCCUGAAAGAACUGCGAUGGAUCACAGAUCAGCUGAAGAAAGAGGACGAAACGGGCGAUGUAACGCGCGACUGGAAAUUCGCAGCGAUGGUAGUUGAUCGCUUGUGCCUUAUAAUUUUCACGCUGUUUACAAUAAUUGCCACUCUGGCGGUACUCUUCUCUGCACCACAUUUCAUUUUCCCAUAAUUUGUGUCAACGUCUAAAGUCUGGCAACUACAAAAGCAACAUUUGGUGCAGGCGAUAACGCGGAAAGCUACGAUUACAAUCAAGAAACUUUUAUUCGUCGUUUUUGUGUUUCAAUGUCAAAUGUCAACAGAGCGAUUUUCAACCUCUAACUAUGGAAGGAAAAAAUCAACAACACAUGUAGCAAAAAAUGCAAAUAACAAAAACAAAAUGUGCCUCAGUCAA
This is a messenger RNA of Bactrocera latifrons, 1989 nucleotides long. RefSeq names its product neuronal acetylcholine receptor subunit alpha-7 (gene nAChRalpha7). Lineage: Eukaryota; Metazoa; Arthropoda; Insecta; Diptera; Tephritidae. Gene Ontology annotation, molecular function: acetylcholine-gated monoatomic cation-selective channel activity; transmembrane signaling receptor activity. The transcript has 14 exons. The record is from RefSeq and is a predicted model, not a curated record. Gene Ontology annotation, cellular component: postsynaptic membrane; synapse; neuron projection. Gene Ontology annotation, biological process: monoatomic ion transmembrane transport; nervous system process; signal transduction. The coding region runs from base 112 to 1767 and encodes 551 amino acids.